Messenger RNA from Malurus melanocephalus (red-backed fairy wren), 903 nucleotides. Its product is annotated as F-box only protein 46-like. The record is from RefSeq and is a predicted model, not a curated record. The annotation marks the transcript as partial. NCBI's taxonomy places the organism in Eukaryota, Metazoa, Chordata, Aves, Passeriformes, Maluridae. The transcript has a single exon.
CCCAAAGCCCCCCCCCGCCGUCACCAGCCGUCUCUCCGCAGGCCCGGGCGGCCCCCGGCGGCGUGGCCGUGCCAUGCGGUGCUGAUGGAGCCCAACGCCUUCCCGCAGCUGCAGCUGUGGUGCCCGCGGCCCUUCGGCACCUUCUCCCAGAACAAGCCAUGUGCCCCUGCCGGUGCCACCCCCGCUGCCCCCCGCAAACCCCUGGGAUGCCGCCCCUCCGAGAACAUCCCCCCGGAGCCCCCCGAGCCCAGCCCGGCGCCUGCGGCCGCGGCCGARGACGGGCGAGUGCUGCUGGACACGUGGUACGUCAUCAAACCGGGCAACACCAAGGAGAAGGUGGCAUUUUUUGUGGCCCACCAGUGUGGCACCGGUGGCGCCGGCGGCACCGGCGGCCGCGCCAGCACCAUGAAAGUCAAGGGCAACUGGGGCAGCGAUAGCUCCAAGGCCAAGCGGCGCCGGCGCUGCCACGAGCCCAAAGCCGCGCCGAGCCCGCCCUGGGCCGGGAGCAGCACCGGGGACACCCCCAAGGACCCUCCUAAGGACAUCCCCAAGGACACYCCCGGUGACACCGCCGGGGACAGCGCCGGGGACACCCCGGACCUGCUGUCGGUGGCGGAGAUGGUGGCGCUGGUGGAGCGGCGGACGGCGCUGGCCCUGCAGAGUUUACCCCGGCCCUGYGACGCCCCGGCCCCGCUGGUGCUGCUGGAAGCGCCGGGUGGCCCCGAGUGCCGGCGCGUGGCCGCGGCCGUGGCGCAGUUCGAGUCGCAGCAGCAGCACCGGGAACGCGGUGGUGUCCGUCCCAACGGGCUGUGCCGGGGUGGCCCCGCCACCGAGUGCGCCCCGGGCACGGCGACGACGGCGACCACGGCGACACCCGGCGAGGUGCGGAUCGCCUUCCGCAUC